ACUGGGCGUGGGCUGGACAGAACGCCUGCUGCAUGUCAGGCGUGGCAUGGGCCGGGGGUCCUGCCGCUGGCCUGGUCACCUGUGGUUUGAGCCUUCAUGAGCUUUGAUGGGUCGGGGGGCCGGGGUGGGGAGGGGGACACUGGAAUGGGAGCCAGUAGUCUCCAUUCUUGUCCCAGCUCUAUUAUUCCCUGCAUGAAGCUGGGCUGACCCCUUCCCCCCUACGGCCUCCAUAUCCCCAUCUGUGCAAUGGGCGUUUCCACUCUAUGCUCUCAUAGGUCCCUCGUAAUUCCCAGCAGCCAUUCCCCCGGGCUCUGCAGAGGUGGGGCUGAGAGUCACUGUGGGGGAGCCGGCUCCUAGCCCCUUUGGGAGCCUGCUGAAGGUGCUGGGUCCAUUGCAGAGGCUCAGGGCGAUGGGCAGAGCUGCCUUCAAAUCGUAGCCCUGCCAUUUAUCUGAUGUGGAAGCAGUUUCCUUGUUUGUAACAUCAGGCUGGUAUCGGCAACCUUGCAGGACUGUUCUGAGGCUUACUUGAAGUUGCCUUUUAGUUGGCAAAUAGUUGGCUCUUAAUGCCCAAUAACUGAUAUCCUCCUCCUGGACCAGUGAGGUUUGCGCUGGGCUGCCAUGCGGACCCAGGGGCAGGGGGCUUUUGGUGAAGAAGAAAGGCCAUUGUGUCUGACCUCCGCCUUAGUGAUUAGGCCUUAGCCGCUGCUUGGGCAUCUCCUCUGGAACAGGCCAGAGUCUGUCCUUCCUCCCUCCAUGGGACUGUGACCCCUCCAGGUGACCUCAGGGCUGAGCAGCUGGGCUGUGAUCCCCUCUGAGACACUCCUGGGUCUCCGCAGUGGAGGUCCUCCCCUCCUGUCUGGUCUGGUACCCCCCCACCAACUCCCACUCCCCUCCCCAGUCUUGGGGCCGCCCGGUGCCACCAGCAGCAGGAGUGUUGGAUCUGUAGCUGGUUAGCUUUUGGGGGGGAUAAAAAACACAAUGCAAACCCACCUCCCAAAGCCUGAGCAGGAUGCAUGAGGAAAUCUCGGAGGCUUAGCCCCUCCUCCCAUCUGGACCCGCCAGGGCUGUCCACUCCCAACCUCAGUGGUAUAGUCUUUCCACUGAUGACAAGAGCAGUUUGGAAAACGGGAAAGUUCAAAAAUCAAAAUACCCUCACAUUUCAUCCAGAACAGCCCCAGCUAACUUUUGGUGAACAGCUGAUAGGCACUUGUAGUAAGUGCUAGGCCCUGUGCCAAGCUCUUUAUAGGCAGUAAAGCAUUCCUCUUCCUCCUUAUGAGAGGUUAUCCCCAAACUACAGAUGGGGAAAGCAAGGCCCAGGCCUGGACUCAAACCCAGUCUGCCUCACUAAGCCUCCACUACAAGCCUUUGGUGGGGGUUCCCAGGGGAGCUGCUAGCCCAGCAUGAUGGGACCCUCGCUGUGCCCCUGACACAUGGUAGGUGUCCCUGUAUUUGUUGGGCAGUUUCAUCAGAUGGGGCCAGGACUGCUGGGAACGGGCCUUGCCUCAAGUGAGCUUAGUCUCACUGUAUUUCCUGCAUCGUUUGUCUUCUGCCUGCUCUUCUCCCCCAACUGAGCUCCUCAGAACCUCUUCUCCAUUCUCAGGAGCCUGGCCACCCCCCUCCCUGGCCCUCGGGAAUCGUCACCGAGCAGUCACUCCCAGGGCAGUGGGCCCAGAAAACACGACUUGACUUGGGGCCAAGGCUCCCGAAGGCUGAGCUCAUGUCCCCAUGCUCACUCCCAAGACAUUCUGUCCCUUCGCCAUUCAGAAAAAUGUCAUUCUGGGGAAGGCCAGGGGCCAGUCCUCAGGAGCUACAGCCAAAAUGGCCCCAUCAGCUGCUGAGCAGGGCCGGUGGCUUCUGUCCUUGCUGGUGGUGUCCACUGUGCCAGCUGUAUUUGAGACACCCAACAUCUUGGGCCUGGGGGGUGGGUGGGGAACAGGAACCAGGGUUUCUCCCUCCCUCAUUCUGGAGACGCAAGCCCCCAUCUAUAUCCUCUUCCUCUUUCUUUCUUCCUUUUUCUUUUUCUUUUUAGAUUUAUUUAUUUAAGUAAUCUCUGCACCCAAUGUGGGGAUUGAACUCAGGACCCAGAAAUCAAGAGUCAUAUAUAUGCUCUUCCACCUGAGCCAACUAGGUGCCCCUAGCCGCUUCGCCUCUAAGAUAUCCCUUUACCUGCUGUCUUCCUCUGAGCUGUAGGCUGACCCUUCCAUCUUUCCCUAAUCCUCCCAAGGCUGACAGAGUUUCAGGGGAUCAGAGCUGGGAGAGGCCCAGACAAUUCUCUGAGGGACCUUUUCCACCUUUGGAACACAAAGCCACUUGGCCCAGUCUGACCCGUCUGAUAUGUAUCCCCCCACCCCCACCCCACAUUGAUGCUGGUGGCCUGGGGACUUUCUAAUCCACGCGUGAAGUCCAGAGAGGGGCUGACAUUCAUCAGAGGUCACAGUGAGUCAGGGUGCCUGGACUGGGACUCCGGGAUCCUCCUGCCUACCCAGCUUCUUUCAACUGACACUCCUGGAAUACAAUUUCUAGGCACCUGGUUAGCAGCCAGAAGGGAGUGGUUUCUGCAAAGCAACUGGGAGGGAGUCAUUAAAAAUCAUGAGGGAGAUUGGAAAGGGCUAAUCCUGGAUUAACUGGGGGAUGGACCCAGGCAGCGCAGCACCCAGAGUCUCAUCCUCAUGGCCUGCCCGAGCCCCUCCCAGCUCCAGAAGUUUCAGGAGGAUGGAUUCCUGGUGCUGGAAGGAUUUUUAUCUGCAGAUGAAUGUGCCGCCAUGCAACAGAGGAUUGGCGAGCUAGUGGCUGCCAUGGAUGUCCCUGCCCACUGCCGCAUAGAAUUUUCCACCCGGGAAGAUGAGCAGCUGGGAACCAAAGGCCAGGGCGACAAAGACUAUUUCUUGAGCAGUGGCGACAAGAUUCGAUUCUUCUUCGAGAAAGGUGUUUUUGACAAGAAAGGAAAUUUCCUGGUCCCUCCGGAGAAGUCCGUCAAUAAAAUUGGCCACGCUCUGCAUGCCUAUGACCCUGUCUUCAGGAGUGUCACAUACUCCCCCAAGGUGCAGGCUUUGGCCAAAAGUCUGGGCUUCCAGAUGCCCGUGGUCGUGCAGAGCAUGUACAUCUUCAAGCAACCUCACUUUGGUGGCGAAGUCGCCCCUCACCAGGACUCCACCUUCCUGCACACGGAGCCCUUGGGCCGGCUUCUGGGCAUAUGGAUAGCACUGGAGGAUGCCACUCUGGAGAAUGGCUGCCUCUGGUUCAUCCCAGGCUCCCAUACUGGUGGGGUGUCCAGAAGGCUGGUCCGGACCCCUGCUGGCUCGAAGCCUGAUGUCAGCUUCCUUGGGUCAGAGCCUGUCCGGGAUGCCAGCCUCUUUGUGCCCACCCCAGUGCGGAGAGGGGACCUCGUCCUAAUCCAUGGAGAAGUGGUACACAAGAGUGAGCAGAACCUCUCCAACCGCUCACGCCAUGCCUACACUUUCCAUCUCAUGGAGAGCUUGGGCACCGUCUGGAGCCCGGAGAACUGGCUCCAGCCAACAGCUGAGCUGCCCUUUCCCCCACUGUACACCUGAACGCCCUCUCUGGGCCGGGCCUGGCCCCUCUGGGUGAAGCCGUGGGCCGCACACACCAGCGCCUUGCCUGGCUGCCCAGCUGCAAAGGGGAAGUUGAAUCUCUUCCCCCUGCACUUUCUCCCUGCCGGGGUCUGUGCCCUUCAGCCCUGCAGACAGGCAGGUGGGAGGUGGCAGAUGGGCAGCAGGAGCCCCGGAUGGAUGGCCUUCCGGAGACCUCUACCUCUCUGCCUCUCCCCUGCCCCACCUCAACCUCCCCCUGAAGGCAGCCUCUCACCGUGAAAGCAUUCUGGCCACUUCUCUGCUGGCUUCCCACUGUUCUCUCAGAUGCAAUUCGGAUUAUUAUGGUGCAAGACAUGCAAUAAAAGCGACUUCUGAAUGCAGCUUCUCGACCCUUCUUUCCCAAACUGCCUUGCUUUCAAGAUGGUGUCCCAGCCCUGCCAGGAGCAGCAGGGAACUGUGGACAAUUCUGCUUGGAAGGUCAGCUCUGAGAGAACUGAAUCAGAUUGAGGCAGAACUGAAUAAACAUUGGCAGCGGCUCUUAGAGGGGCUGUCCUACUAUAAACCACCCAG
Mirounga angustirostris (Northern elephant seal) is the source of this 4121-nucleotide messenger RNA. RefSeq names its product phytanoyl-CoA dioxygenase domain containing 1 (gene PHYHD1). NCBI's taxonomy places the organism in Eukaryota, Metazoa, Chordata, Mammalia, Carnivora, Phocidae. The record is from RefSeq and is a predicted model, not a curated record. The transcript has 14 exons. Bases 2670 to 3551 code for a protein of 293 amino acids.